AUGGUGGUCUCGUUCGGUUCGCACCUGGGAUCAUUCCUGCUUCCCUCAGGAAACGAGUCCUUGAUACACUUCAACCGCAUCCUAGACAGCCACUUGGACGACAAGAGCGCACCCUCGGCAUUCUUCUGGAUAGUGGCCAACGGUCCCUGCGUGGUCGUGCUUCUGGCACUGAACGUGGCUUACGUGCACUUCUUCUACCUGCGCCGCCUGCGUAUCUACACCCCGGACACCACGCGCCAGCGCCGUGAGCUGAAGGCUAUGCUUCGACUUCAACACAGGAAUGAGUCAUGGAUGUCGCCCUGGGAAGCCAUCAUGGCGUUCUUCUUUGUCGUGUUCGUGCUGAUCCUCUUCACGCGAGAGCCCGUCUUUUUCGCCGGAUGGACCUCGUUCCUGAGCGUACAAAGGUACAUGCUAACACCUGUCACGAUAACCACUCACGUGCUCUAG
Molecule: messenger RNA, 447 nt
Organism: Dermacentor silvarum
Lineage: Eukaryota; Metazoa; Arthropoda; Arachnida; Ixodida; Ixodidae
Product: solute carrier family 13 member 4-like
Exons: 4
Coding region: 1-447 (148 amino acids)
Source: RefSeq, a predicted model, not a curated record